This is a messenger RNA of Cornus florida, 2098 nucleotides long. Its product is annotated as protein EDS1-like. The transcript has 3 exons. Lineage: Eukaryota; Viridiplantae; Streptophyta; Magnoliopsida; Cornales; Cornaceae. Gene Ontology annotation, biological process: defense response; lipid metabolic process. The record is from RefSeq and is a predicted model, not a curated record. The coding region runs from base 72 to 1919 and encodes 615 amino acids.
AAGAGAACACAAAGCUUUGCAAACAAACUUGUUAUCAAUUUGAGCGCAUAUUAUUGAAAACAAAUCAAAAGAUGCCUGGUGGGCUUGAAGAAGAAAUUGGGGUGAGUGAUGAGCUUAUCAAGAAAGCUUGUACACUCUCCAAGAAAGCUCACACUUCAUCUAAAAAUCCAUUUGUGAGUGAGAAAAUUCGCAGUUCAUCCGAGAUUGUUUUUGGGUUCUCUGGAUCUUGGUCUGUGCCUGAUUGGUUCACUGAAAAUGGUUUUUUUGGGGCAAUUAAGGUUGAUCGUCUAAAGUUUCCUUCUCUCAGAAGCAUCGGCACCGACGAAGUCGCUUCGGUGAAUGAUGCAUUCAUGGGGAGAUUUGAGAAGAUUCUAGCAACAUCAUCGCUCAAAGAUGAGGUAGAGAAAGCAGUCAAAAAGAAUCAGCAAGUAGUGUUUGCAGGGCACUCUUCAGGUGGUCCAGUGGCCAUUCUUGCAACCGUCUGGUUUUUAGAAAAUUACAUAAGAACAGACAGCAGCCAAAAGCCGCCUCGCUGCAUAACAUUUGGAUCUCCUCUUAUUGGUGAUCGGAUUUUCCCACAUGCUCUUAGGCGAGAGAAAUGGGCUGAUUGCUUCACACAUUUUGUGAAGAAGUAUGACAUCGUCCCUCGUCUAAUGCUCACCCCUCGUGCGUCCAUUGAACAACAAUUAGGGACAAUUCUCGCUUACUUCAACCCAAAAUCCACGAAUUCCCAGCGUGAAUCUAUUGAGAGAGCCACAGACACUUCAGUUUUCUGUAUGACAGUGAUGAGAAAUGCGUCGUUAGUUGCAAGUCACGCGGCUUGUAGUCUCAAGGGGAGCAACAAUUUGAUGUUGCAAACACUAACCAACUUUAUACAAGUUAGUCCUUACAGACCUUUCGGCACCUAUAUAUUCUGCUCUGGGAAUGGAAAACUGGCUGUUGUGAAGAACCCCGACGCUGUUCUGCAAUUGCUGUUCUACUGUUAUCAGCUGAGCAGUGAAGCAGAAGCUGGAGAGGUUUCCAUUAGAAGCUUAAAGGAACAUUUGGGCUAUGAAAGUGAAUUGAAAGAAAGCCUGGAAAUGCAGGAUGUGGUUUUGUUCGAUCCCACUAAAGAGUUCCCUUUGACUUCAGAUGGCAGUGCACUUCCUGAGGCUGCAACAAUUAACACGACCUUGAAUGACCUUGGCCUGAGCACAGCAGCCAGGUUGUGUCUUCGCGCUGCUGGAGAAUUAGAGAAUCAAAAACGGAGAAACCAGGCUACGGUUGAUUCCAAGAUAAAUGAUAUUGAAGAGAGACAAAAUAUCAUAAAGGAGUACCAAACUAGAUGUAGAGUUCAGAAGACCGGUUAUUAUGAUGCCUUCAAGAUCCAGGGACUCAAGGAUGACUUCCAUGCUAACGUGACGAGGCUGGAGCUAGCAGGCAUGUGGGACGAGGUUAUGGAAUUUUUAAAAAAGUAUGAACUUCCUGAUGAAUUUGAGGGCAGGAAAGAGUGGAUAGAGCUAGGAACCAAGUUCCGGCGAUUGGUGGAGCCUCUGGACAUUGCCAACUACUAUCGGCAUGCGAAGAAUAAGGAUACUGGAUUUUACAUGAAAUUGGGUAUUAGGCCAAAACGUUAUACAUUCACCCAAAGGUGGCUUGAACAUGCUGAGAGGAAGGAGCCCAAUGCCUGCUCGGAAUCCUGUUUUUGGGCUGUGAUGGAGGAAAAAAUAGCUAGUAACAAGAAAUCGCCUGAGGACGUGGAGGAGAUCGUGACAGAAGCACUAAAAUGUGUAGAGGAUGAGGAGAUAGCAUUAGCAGGUAAGGAUGUCUUCUUGGAAAAAUCUACCUUUGUCCAGUGGUGGGAAACACUUCCUGACCACCUUGCACAAAAUCCUCGCCUUCUUCCGCAUGUAAGCCACUUGAAAAGGAAUUCAGGAUAGAGGCAUUUGCUUAUGAAAGGUUCAGACUAUUUCAAACAGUUGAGCUCCAAACUUUGUUCCCUUUUCAUAGUAUCAUGUAGUUCAUGUGAAAACAAUAAGAUUACUCUAGUCUCUAGCUAUAUGUAUGCAAAAUCUUGUGUUUGAAUGAGCAGUUUAAACUUUGUUCUCUUUUCGUAGUA